Molecule: messenger RNA, 3061 nt
Organism: Drosophila novamexicana
Lineage: Eukaryota; Metazoa; Arthropoda; Insecta; Diptera; Drosophilidae
Product: kelch-like protein 17
Exons: 6
Coding region: 338-2191 (617 amino acids)
Molecular function (GO): protein binding
Source: RefSeq, a predicted model, not a curated record
GACGCUGGCAGCAACAAAAUAACUGGCUAAACAGUAGUUAACAUUUUCAGUGUGUGCGUGGAGUUAAUGCUGCAAUACCAAACGGCAUAAGGACAAAGUUUGGCCAAAAACAGUUAAAGAGUUAAUGCAAAGCACAGCACCGCUGCUAAAUUAAAGUUCAGCUACAAAUCCAAAACAAGCUGCAACUUCCGGCACUGCCAAAUAAAAGACUGAAAUAUAAUAGUGGGAAGCCUGCAGGAGCAGCUGCCCAAGCAAACAACCAAGGACCAAGCCGAAACUUACUUUCGGAUAUGUUUUAGACGCAAAUCGCGAUAGACUCGUGGCAAGCCGCAACGCAAUGUUUCUGCCCGUCAAAUCGAAUCACUCCGCCGAGGCGAGUGGCAACAAUGAGGAUGUCACCACGACCAGCAACAAUUCAACACAGACGCCCAGCGAUCUGAGCCCGCCGGGUCCCAAUGAGGAGGUGCUGCCGCAGGCGCAUCAUCAAAACCCAGGACACUGCAUCGCCUCCUUUGCGGCCAUCAACCAGAUGCGCAACAAUGCACAGCUCUGCGAUGUGCGCCUGGAGGUGGGCGGCGACACCAUCAAUGCGCACCGCGUGGUGCUGGCCUCCGUAUCGCCUUAUUUCUAUGCCAUGUUUAAUGACGACAUGCUAGAGCGCAACCAGGGCCUGGUGCGUCUGCACGAUGUGGACAGCGCCGCGCUGCGUCAGCUGAUAGACUACACGUACACGGGCGAGAUUACCAUAACGGAGCAGAAUGUGCAGGUGCUGCUGCCGGCAUCGGGUCUGCUGCAGAUGCACUCGGUGCGGGAUGCGUGCUGCAAGUUUCUGCUGCGGCAGCUGCAUCCGUCCAACUGCCUGGGCAUACGCAGCUUUGCGGAUGCGCACUCCUGCAAGGAGCUGCACACGCGCUCGCACAAGUACGCGCUGCAGAACUUCCAGCAGGUGGUCGGCACAGAGGAGUUCCUGCUGCUGCCGUUCGAGGAGGUCAAGGAGCUGAUAUCGAACAGCCAGCUGAACAUCAGCUCCGAGGAGAAGGUAUUUCUGGGCGUGCUCAGCUGGGUGAAGCACGAUCUCAGCCAGCGUCGCCUGCACAUUGCCGAGCUCAUGUCGCACGUCCGCCUGCCGCUGGUUAGCCGCGAUUUCCUCAUGAGCUGCGUCGAGGCGGAGACCCUCAUGCGCGACGACUCCGAGUGCAAGGAACUGCUGCUGGAGGCCAUGAAGUAUCAUCUGCUGCCGGAACAGCGCAGCCUGAUGGGCAGCCAGCGCACCCAGGAGCGCCGGCCGGAGGGCAUGAAGCCCUACAUCUUUGCCGUUGGCGGCGGCAGCCUAUUUGCCAUACACAACGAGUGCGAGGUCUACAAUCCGCGCUGCAACAGCUGGUCCCCCGUCGCGCCCAUGCUGUGGCGUCGCUCCCGCUCUGGUGUCACCUCUCUGCACAAGCAGCUGUACGUGGUGGGCGGCUAUGAUGGCGUCAGCGAUCUGGCCACCGCGGAGUGCUACAAUCCGCUGACCAACAAGUGGACCAACAUCACGCCUAUGGGCACCAAGCGCAGCUGCCUGGGCAUAUGCGCCUACGACGGGCUGAUCUUCGUGUGCGGCGGCUAUGAUGGCGCCUCAUGUCUGAGCAGUAUGGAACGCUAUGAUCCGCUAACGGGCAUCUGGAGCUCCUGCCCGGCCAUGAGCACGCGCCGGCGCUACUGUCGUCUCGCCGUGCUGGAGAAUCAAAUCUAUAGCCUGGGCGGCUUCGAUUCGACCAACUAUCAGUCGAGCGUGGAGCGCUUCGAUCCGCGCGUGGGUCGCUGGCAGCCGGUGCCCAGCAUGACAGCGCGACGCAGCAGCUGCGGCGUCGCCUCCACCGAUGGCAAUCUCUACUGCAUUGGUGGCAACGAUGGCACCAUGUGCAUGUCCAGCGGCGAGCGCUUCAACUUGCGCCGCAACUGCUGGGAGCCCAUUGCGGCCAUGCACUCGCGCAGAUCUACGCAUGAGGUGGUCGAGGUGGAGGGUGUGCUGUUCGCCUUGGGCGGCAAUGAUGGCAGCUCCUCGCUCAAUUCCGUGGAACGCUACGAUCCGCGCCUGAACAAAUGGAGUGUGGUCAAUGCGAUGGUCGCGCGUCGCAGCAGCGUGGGCGCGGCGGUGUUGGAGUGCUUCCAUUUGGAGCGCGGACUGGUGCAGACGACGAACUUAUGACCCCCGCUGAGCAGCAUCAGCGAAUCUUUUGGCGCUGCCGCAGCGAACAACGCCAGCAAUAACACCAACUCCAACAACAACAGCAGCAGCAGCAGCAGCAAUGGGAACGGGAACAGCGGCACCUUGAACGUGCCCAGUCGCGCCGAGGCGGCCGCCUUUACAGCCAACAUUGCUUUGAGCUCCUCGGCGCCAUCGGCCAGCUCCACGCUGCGUCGCCAUCGACGCGAUACGCCCGCCCUGGCGGAGAGCCGGCGCGCCAAUAGCAAUGCCAGCAGCAGCAGCAGCAGCGACAGCGCCAGCAGCAGCGGCAAGACACCAUCGACUGCCUGAUCCUGGUCCAUGUCGAGUGGACGACACUCUUAAGCAACAAAAAACAAAAAAAUACACUAAUCUACAAAGCUAACCCCAACGCGCCUACUGCAGGAAUUAUGAUUGAUUGUUCGAGUUCGUUAUUAUGGAUAGAUCCGAUAUGAUAUGGUAGAUAUAUAUAUAUACAUAUACAAUACGGGAAAGUUAAUGGCAGCACCUUAACUAAAGGGGCACCUUUUUGCUCAAAAACUUGAUCGAAACACACGCAAGUUGCAUUUAAAGUGAACGUAUCCCACUUUGAGUACACAUUAUUCGAUUGUUAUGCUUAUGCGUAGGCGGAGGAGCAAAGUAUUCCAUAUACCAAGGAAUAGAUUCCAUAAGGUCAGACCUCGAUUUGAAGACAAAUCGAUAUAUUCGAUUUACGCAUAAGCAUAACAAUAAACACACACACACACACACACAUUUCUAGUCAAGAUCUCGCACGAACUUAAAAGAACUCCCAAAUGUAACAGCUACAACAAGGAACCUAAUCUGCCUACAAUUUUUACAUGUGAAUCGUCU